ACACAAAGCGGCGGGUGAGGGGAAGCUUCGCAGGCGUGCACCAAGCAGUGAGAUCACUGGCGUUAUAAAUAUCCCAGUACCCGAGCCGAGAUCCGUUCGAGUGGCCUCUCUCUCUCCCUCCCUCUCUUCCCCGAGGCUAUGUCCACCCGGUGCGGCGAGGGGGGCAGCGCCAGAGGCACGCAGCCGCGCGGGGGCUACGGAGCCCAGAACCAGCCCUACAAGAUGCACUUAGAAACCCCGCGGCUGGAAGAAUGAGCUUGUCCUUCCUCCUCCUCCUCUUCCUCAGCCACCUAAUCCUCAGCGCCUGGGCUCAAGGGGAGAAGCACCUCGCCCCCAAAGGGCAACCCGGACCCGCUGCCGCCGGUCGGAACCCGGGGGGCGCCAGCAGCAGCCGGAGCAGCAGUGACACGACGUCUUCCUCCUCUUCCUCCGUCUCCUCCUCCCCCGGGGCUUCUCUGGGCAACCACGGAAGCGGCUUGGAGCAGAGCAGUUUCCAGUGGAGCCCCUCGGGGCGCCGGACCGGCAGCCUCUACUGCAGAGUGGGCAUCGGUUUCCAUCUGCAGAUCUACCCGGAUGGCAAAGUCAAUGGCUCCCAUGAAGCCAAUAUGUUAAGUGUUUUGGAAAUAUUUGCUGUGUCUCAGGGGAUUGUAGGAAUUCGAGGAGUUUUCAGCAACAAAUUUUUAGCGAUGUCAAAAAAAGGAAAACUCCAUGCAAGUGCCAAAUUUACAGAUGAUUGCAAGUUCAGGGAACGAUUUCAGGAAAACAGCUAUAAUACUUAUGCCUCAGCAAUACACAGAACUGAGCCAGCGGGCCGGGAGUGGUAUGUGGCCCUCAACAAGAGAGGGAAGGCUAAGCGGGGCUGCAGCCCCCGGGUCAAACCCCAGCACAUCUCCACCCACUUUCUGCCAAGAUUCAAGCAGCUAGAGCAGCCAGAACUUUCUUUCACGGUUACUGUUCCUGAGAAGAAAAAGCCACCCAGUCCUGGGAAGCCAAAGGUGCCCGUGUCUGCCCCUCGGAAGAGUCCCAACACCGUGAAAUACAGACUCAAGUUUCGCUUUGGAUAAUCUUCAUCUUGGCCUUGUGAGAAACCAGGCCUUGCCCUCAGGAGUUUCCAGGGGUGUAUUUACAGCUCUGAAAAAGAAAAACGGUUCGAUCCAGCUCCAGCUGGACUACACUGUCUCGAAGUCAGGUCCUGGGUUUCAGUGCGACUGAAACAAAGAUGUUUUCUGAUAGGAACUGAACUGGAAUUCUUUGUCCAGUAUGGGGGGCACACUGCUUCAGGUCUGGAAGACGGGGAAAGCCUCUUGCUUUAUGCUUAGUGCAUACUCGGUAUUUUCAGAAAGUUAAACAGCGCGGACCAUGUAUUUUUCUGACUUUUACAGCUCAAUCUGAAAGAACAUACAUGAUACAUUUUUAUUUUUGGUUUUCAAAGAAUAUUUUGAUGCAGAUAAAAUAUUUUAUUAACUUUUGUUUUUUGUUUUUUUAUUUUUUAAAGUACCUCUGCAUUGAGCAUAUUUUCUUACUUUUAUUAUUUUAAUUAAUGACAUAACCAUUUGAAUGCAGUUUAUGAAUAUAAAUGUGUUUAUAGCCCAUUUGUAACAUGUGGAUUUUUUUUCAUUUUUCUUAUUCAUUGCACUUUUUAAUUUUUAUUAUUUUUUUUACCAUACCUCAGAUAAUGUAAGUUUAGUUCUUCAUCUUAAAAUGCUUAAGUUCUCUUCAA
This is a messenger RNA of Odobenus rosmarus divergens (Pacific walrus), 1720 nucleotides long. RefSeq names its product fibroblast growth factor 5 (gene FGF5). Gene Ontology annotation, biological process: regulation of cell migration; positive regulation of protein phosphorylation; animal organ morphogenesis. NCBI's taxonomy places the organism in Eukaryota, Metazoa, Chordata, Mammalia, Carnivora, Odobenidae. Gene Ontology annotation, molecular function: fibroblast growth factor receptor binding; growth factor activity. The transcript has 3 exons. Bases 252 to 1064 code for a protein of 270 amino acids. Gene Ontology annotation, cellular component: cytoplasm. The record is from RefSeq and is a predicted model, not a curated record.